CCACACUGGGAAAUCAAACCCGCCUGGAGCUGUCAUUGACUGUCCGUCAAUAGCCAAUGAAAAGCGUAUGACAGGCCUUUGUAAUGAAAAGGAUUAAGUGGCAGUCUAUCGAACUCCUCCUACCAAAUUAUCCAACUGUGCCCUGGCGAGAGGCUGCAACAAAUAGGCGAAACGGUGUGCUCCCAGCCAGCAAGCUACAAUCCGAGCAGCAAGGAUCUGAGGAGUCAGGGGAAUGCGGUUAAAAUCGCCCUAACAUCAUUGUUUGCCCGUUAUUCCUAACCAGUCUGCAGGGACUCCUUCUCUCACUGCCUGGUCCCCAGCAGCAGCCAGUAACGAUCAUCUCCCCCGGGCGCUAGAGAAUUUGACGUGUUGUACAUCCUCCCCCCCCGCCCCCCUACCCCUCCACCACCAUCAGAGAUUAGCAGUUUAUUUUUUUCUCUCUCUCUUUCUCUCUCUGUCUAAUUGUCUUGUAGCAGUUUCUUCCAUGGUUUAAGCUGGGGUCUGUAUGGAAGUGCUAAGAGCCAGGGCCGAGGAAGACACGUGUACUUUCCGUCAAUCAGCGAUGCUUUUCCACGGAAUCUCUGGGGGCGAGAUCCAGGGAAUCAUGGAGGAAAUGGAAAGGAGAUCCAAGACGGAUUCCCGGCUCGCCAAAGGAGUGCAGAUGAACGGACGGGAAACGAACAUGCCUUCCAUUAACUCGGACAAACCCGCUCUGUGCGCAGGCUGCGGCGGUAAAAUCGCAGAUAGGUACUACCUGCUUGCUGUAGACAAACAGUGGCACCUAAGGUGUCUCAAGUGCUGUGAAUGUAAACUCGCCCUGGAGUCCGAAUUAACCUGUUUCGCCAAGGAUGGCAGCAUUUACUGUAAAGAGGACUAUUACAGGUUUUCUGUCCAACGCUGUUCGCGUUGCCACCUCGGAAUAUCCGCCUCUGAAAUGGUCAUGCGAGCCAGGGACUCAGUUUAUCACUUGAGCUGUUUCACGUGUACGACUUGCAACAAAACAUUAACCACAGGCGACCACUUUGGCAUGAAAGAUAACUUGGUGUACUGCAGAGUUCACUUCGAAUCCCUGAUGCAGGGAGACUAUCACACGCAACUGAACUACACCGAGCUAGCUGCAAAGAGUGGGGGUCUCAGCUUGCCCUACUUCAAUGGGACAGGCACCGUUCAGAAGGGACGCCCCAGGAAGAGAAAAAGUCCUGCCCUCGGUGUCGAUAUCUCAACUUACAAUCCAGGCUGCAAUGAAAACGACGCGGACCACUUGGACAGGGAACAACAGUCCUACCCUCCAACCCAGAAAACCAAGCGUAUGCGCACAUCCUUCAAACAUCACCAGCUUCGCACCAUGAAGUCCUACUUCGCCAUAAACCAUAACCCAGAUGCGAAAGAUUUAAAACAGCUUGCUCAGAAAACUGGGCUCACCAAAAGAGUUUUGCAGGUUUGGUUUCAAAACGCAAGAGCCAAAUUCAGAAGGAACCUUUUGCGACAGGAGAAUGGGGGUGUUGAUAAACCUGAUGGCACAGCACUUCCCGCCCCGCCCCCAGCCGACAGGUCCGGCGCCGCUCUAAGUCCAAGCAGCACUUCGACCACUUUAACAGACUUGACCAAUCCCACUCUGUCAGUAGUGACGCCUGUGACCUCUAACCUGGACGUGCACGAAUCCGGGAGUCCGUCACAAACUACCUUAACGAACCUUUUCUAACAUUUUUUAGCAGAUUCCUUCAAAACAAAACAAAAAAAAUCCCUGGGAAGUAUUAAAAAAAGACAAAAAUAAAACAGAUCCUGUUGUGUGUAGGAUGAUUUUGUUAAAUAACUGAUAUGAAUAUAUAUUUUUUGUUUAUUGACGAAUUCUAGUUUACAGCAGUAGAAAAAGAGCAGUUUACAAAAUAAAUGUCAAUGGACUGUGCAGUGGUGACUGCGCAUGCUCGAAUAUAAUUCCAGUUUCCAGUGAUAUUUUUCCUUAAAAGCUUCCAGAUUAAAAAUUUAAAGCUCAGUUUAAUCUUACACUACUUCAGUUCUCCUCGACACUGGUCAUGUAAACAUUUUUUUUACUUCUGCUAAACGUGCCCACCAUAUUCUGACUGUCUCUACAACUGCAGGGUUGUCUUAGGGAGAGUGAGAGACUCAAAACAAAUUUAAGUUUCGCUAGAGAGCUAAUUCCAUGCGCACUCACCAGUGAACAUCUCUUCAGGCUCCUCGCUAUUGUCAUAUGUACUGGUACCGACAAUACUCAAUAAAACUCGCCUAUAUUUUACACUACCGUUCUUUGGCAGAACGAACCAUGGUGUACUGGAACUACUUUUCUCCAAUGAGAUCUAUCACAGCUUUUAUCAUGUGCCUUAUAUUUCUGAAGAAAGUCUGUGACGUGAUGUAGAUUCGUGUUCCCUUGUUUGGAAAAAAAAACAAAUGCCCUUCUGACACCUCACAAGUUUUGUAUUGUUACCUCCUUUUCUGAUAACUUUUUAAUGGGAAAGCUGUUUUUUUUUCUUUAAAAAAAACACAAAACGACGUUCGGACUUGUCCUCGAAAGCAACCAUGGACACGGUCUCUCACUAGAGUAGUUGGUAUUCCCGAUGUUACGAGGUCCUUCUAUUUGAUCUUUGUGUUUAUGAUUAGUACAGUAAGUGGUUUGAUGAGAUUGUUGAUGUUACUUUGUUUUUUUAAAAAAAUGAAACCAUUGUACAGGCGCGUUCUCCCCUUUUAAUAUUUAUGGACCAAACGUUUUGUGAUAUCUUAUUAAAAUUGUGUGAUUAAAGCAGUUUGUUUGAUCGUU
This is a messenger RNA of Chiloscyllium plagiosum (whitespotted bambooshark), 2773 nucleotides long. RefSeq names its product LIM homeobox 9 (gene lhx9). Gene Ontology annotation, biological process: regulation of transcription by RNA polymerase II; neuron differentiation. The record is from RefSeq and is a predicted model, not a curated record. Gene Ontology annotation, cellular component: nucleus. Gene Ontology annotation, molecular function: DNA-binding transcription factor activity, RNA polymerase II-specific; RNA polymerase II transcription regulatory region sequence-specific DNA binding. NCBI's taxonomy places the organism in Eukaryota, Metazoa, Chordata, Chondrichthyes, Orectolobiformes, Hemiscylliidae.